AAAGAAUUCAUAGUCACUCCUGUUGAUUACUCCAUCGUCAUAAUGUAUCUCCGUGCCGCACACGCAGACCUCAAUAUUCCCCGUUUACGUCAGUUCAUCAAGCAGAAUCCUUUAGGUUUGCUUGUCUCCUCUAUUCAGUCAGACAAGUAUCCGACGAUACAGUGCACACAUAUUCCGUGGAUCCUCGACCUGGAAGAUGAGUCGAGUGAAGAUGAGUUGGGAAUUUUGCGGGGCCAUAUGGCCAAGAUGAAUCCUCAUACCAAAGCCAUCAUCGACGAAAUUUCUAAAUCUACCGCUGAUGGAUACGGCUUCCUCGGCGAAGAAGUGUCAAUAAUGUUUACUGGGCCGGCGCAUUCAUAUGUCACUCCGCAGUUCUAUAAGGAGACCAAACCCUCGACCGGCAAGGUAGUGCCCACGUGGAACUACUCUGCUGUGCAAGUGUACGGUCGUCUCAAAGCGUACUAUGACUCAAAAUCUUCGACUGUCGACGCCUUUUUACAGCAAGCUGUAGAGGAUCUGAGUGAUUUUGCCGAGAACAGCCUCAAGCAGGGCAGCAAGCCUACACCCUGGAAGGUGAGCGAUGCGCCAGACUCGUAUGUGAGUCUAUUGAAGAAAAAUAUCAUCGGCGUGGAAAUUGAGAUAACGAAACUUGAAGGCAAAUGGAAAAUGAGUCAAGAAAUGAGCAGCGGCGAUAGAGAAGGCGUGAUUGAAGGAUUUGAAGCCGUAGAGACAGAUAAUGGAAAAGAAAUAGCUAGACUAGUUAGGGAGAGGGGUAGGAUGAAGGAUGAAGCUGCUUCUAAGGCUAAGGCAUCGUAAUGCCUGGGGAGAGAUUCAUUAUACUACAUAGACGUACCGGUACAACUACCCUGUAUACACAAUA
Molecule: messenger RNA, 880 nt
Organism: Verruconis gallopava
Lineage: Eukaryota; Fungi; Ascomycota; Dothideomycetes; Venturiales; Sympoventuriaceae
Exons: 1
Coding region: 43-816 (257 amino acids)
Source: RefSeq, a predicted model, not a curated record